AUUUUCCGUCUGCAAGCAUCAGUUCAGCGAAUGAGUCGUGCAGCUUAGCAAAGAACCCAGCAGACAGGGGUAGGUAGACUCAGUAGAGGGCACUGUCUUUUUUAUCCAGCUGAAAAGCAGCAUAUUGUUGUGUCGGAUUGAAAUGCGGAAGAAGUGGGACGUCCUUAGCCUGCAUAUAGUGAGAGACGGCGCGGAGUAAAUCAUCCGAGCCGCGGCGCCUGGGAAAUACUCGAAGCCGGCAUCUUGCGGGCUUGUCGCUUUGGUUCAGCCCAUGGAAAGAUGUCUAGUGUGCCUAAGGACCGAACAAGCCGCUGGCAGGACAUCCAGAAGGGCCUGGAGUUCAUUGAAUCUACCCUGCCCUUUCCUGGAACUGAUGAGCGGUAUAAUGAAUUCAUCCAGAACCUGGUAACUAAUCUCUUUGAGGAAGGAAACGAUGUUUAUAGCGAGGGUGAAUGGAUGAAGUCUGUAGAGCACUACACGGAAGCUUUGAGCGUGGCAGACUACGCAGCCUCGGAGGAGAUCAUAAUUCAUAACGAAACUCUGGAGAAGCUGUAUGCCAAUCGAGCUGCUGCCUACCUCAGUACUGGAGUGUAUGACCAGGCUCUGAGCGACUGCGAGGAGGCACUGAAGCUGAACACCGACAACCACAGGGCUCUGUACCGGAAAGCCAGGUGCCUGAAGGAGAUGGGGAGGCACGGCGAAGCAUACGAAGUCAUAUCCAAGUGCUUUCUGGCAAUGCCACAGGAUCCCAGUGUUAUAAAGCUGACUGAGGAUUUAGCAAAAUUGCUGGGGCUGAAAGUCCGCAAACCCUACACGAGGCGCAAGCCGGCCUCAAGCAUGCUGCCGGACUCCAGCUAUUCAGCGGCACCCAGUGAAAAGAGUUUUAAAGAAGCGGACUCUGUGGAGGACAUCGAGCUCGUUUCGCAAGUCCCUCAGCAGAUGGGUGCCCCCCUGCUAGCCCCAAGCAUGCUGCCACAGCCCCCCCUUAAUAAAAAAGGGAGCAGCGAGACAGCCUCAGUCUCUGCCUUUGAGGCCCACAUGCAGGUGGCGAAUGGGGGCGUGGCCAGGAGUGGAGCCGGGGGUGGAGCCAGGGGUGCCAUGUCCUACCCUCUGGCCCAGUCCCCCUACAACGCCCACAUCAUUGGCAACGAGCUAGACAAGCUGCUUGACAUCACAGCCCCUGGCCAAGCUCCAGGGGACGUGGUGACCAGAGGAUCUCCCAUGAACGCCGCGCCCAGCCCUCUGCUCACAUCCUCGCACCCCAGCCUCCCGUACACCAGCUCCUCCUUACCCUCAGUUAAUUACACUAAUCUCUACACCACCAGUGGGUCCUCUGGGAACUCGGAGUUCGAUCUGGCCUCCUUCCCCUCGGCCUUGGACUCCCUGGACAAUCUUUCCAUGCCCGACGUCCGUACAGUGACUCCGACACCUCUGGAAAUGGGAGGAGCCCUGCUGCCCCCUGGUAUCCUGGCACAGCCCCCUGUCAGCCACAAGGGGGGGAACGAGGCAGCUUCUCUCUCGAUCUCUCCCUUCAAGUCCCUCAAUGCUGCGGCGCUGCCCGUUAUGCUGCCCCUGCUGGCGAAUGGGGGAGGGACACGAGGCGCCAUGGGCUUCUCUAUGCCUCAGUCUCACCUGGACUCCUUCGACACCCAGAUCAUUGGCGACGAGCUGGACAAGCUGCUUGAGGUUGCAGCCCCUGGUCAGGCCGCAGCGGACGUGGUGACCAGAGGAUCUCCUCCGAUCGCCGCCCCCGACCCUCUGCUCACAUCCUCGCACCCCAGCCUCCCGUACACCAGCUCCUCCUUACCCUCUAAUUACACUAAUCUCUACACCACCAGUAGUUCCCCUGCGAACUCGGAGUUUGAUCUGGUCUCCUUCCCCUCGGCCUUGGAUACCCUGGACAGUCUUUCCAUCUCCGAAUCAGAAAUGGGAGCUCUGGAUUUUGGCCAGGGAUUUUCACUGAUCUAUAGCAAUGAGACAUCCCUAAAUCCUCAGCUUAGGAUGACCUUUAACGUGGUGGACGGACAACCUUCUAUCCAAGUUCCACUUCCCAGAAAUCCCCUGUCGGAGACCCACGAGUUUCGGCAGGCCUGCUCAUGCUGCUACGUGAAGUUGGGUCCAGGAAUUCUGGAUUAUUCUCUGUUGAAGGAGGCCCACAAAUGCAAGAAAGACAUACUUUUAGGCAGACUGAAGAACUCUGAAGACCAAAGAUGGAAGCGAAUUCGGCCGAGGCCAACUAAGAACCAGUACGUCGGGCCGUAUUACGUCUGCAAAGACGUUGCUGGGGGCGAGGAGUGCAAGUAUCCCGGUCACUGCACCUUUGCCUACUGCCAGGAAGAGAUCGACGUCUGGACUAUGGAACGGAAGGGAUUCAUCACCAGAGACCUGCUGGUCGAUCCACAGGACACCAGCAAGAGCAUCAAUUUCACAGUUUCUAAAAUACUUCAGGAACACCAGGGGAUGUUUAUCUUCCUCUGUGAGGACUGCUUUGACAACAAGCCGAGGAUCAUCAGCAGAACCAGCAAGGACAACCGUGCUCUGUGCUCGCACCCCACGAAGAAGCACGUCUUUAAAGACCGAAGGUGUCUGGUCCACGUGGCGGGUGAGGGUCCGCAGGUGCCCGCGCGGCAGGACAGUCGCGUCAGUUACUCCAAGAUCCGGCCCCACAGCCCCCUCUCCCAGAUGGACCUGUGCCGGCACGUGGCGCGCUACGGCUGCGUGCGAGAGGACAGCUGCUUCUUCGCACACAGCCUCGUGGAGCUGAAAGUAUGGAUCAUGCAGGGCCAAAGAGGAAUGUCCUCUGAGGACAUCGUUCAAGAGUCCAGUAAGUGCUGGAACAUGGAAUCCAGUGUCCAGCAAUCUUCCAGUGCUCCCAAGUUUGGACCCUCCCACCUGAAGAUAUCUUUUGUGUGCAGCCAGUGCUGGAGAAACGGUCAAGUUAUUGAGGCUGACAAGAACAGGAAAUACUGUGCGGCUAAAGCACGGCAUCCGUGGGCUAAAGACAAGCGGGUGGUAUUGGUGAGCUCUGUCGAGCGUAAGAAGUGGAUACAAAUCCGCCCUCUUCCAGUCAAGAAGCCCAUUCCCUCUCAGUUUGAGAUCUGCCUGCACAUAUCUUCAGGGAAGAAGUGUCAGUACAUAGGGGUCUGCACGUUCGCGCACAGUCCGGAGGAGAGGGACCUGUGGACCUUCAUGAAGGACAACAACAUUGCAGACUUUGAGCGACUCUAUGAACUCUGGCUGCAAGCUCAGAAGCCCGGUGGGGGCGAGGAAGCUUCCGGCCAGGGAGCUCGGGAAAACGGGAGGCACAUCCACAUGCCCACGGACUACGCUGAGGAAGUGGCCCGCAACCACUGCUGGCUGUGUGGCAAGAACUGCAACAGCGACCGGCAGUGGCAGCAGCACAUAACCUCCGAGAAGCACAAGGAGAAGGUGUUUAACUCGGAGGACGACCAGAACUGCUGGCAGUACCGAUUCCCCACUGGCACCUUCAGGGUGUGUGAGAGGUAUCUAAGGGCUGCUUGCCCUGACAAGGAAAAGUGUGAGUUUGCCCAUGGAAAAGAGGAGCUUGAAGAGUGGAAGGACAGGAGGGAUUUCCUGCUGAGGAAACUCGCCAAAGCCAAGAUGGAUCAUCUAAUUGCUCCUGACGAUAACGACUUUGGGAAGUAUAGUUUUAUGCUUAAAGAAAUUAAUUAAUAUUUAACCAAGAGCAAUAAUGUGAGCCAUUGAGAUUGAAAGGCCCACACAGCUUGUCAUUCAGAGGCACCCAAUUGUCCAGAUGGCUGGAAUCUGGGUUGUUGAUUUUAUUGCAUAAAAAUGUGAUUGCCGCCUCACGAGGGGAAAAGGUCAGGGAAGCACCAGCAGGGCUGAAGGCAGAGGAGGCAGAGAGGUCCGGCGCUGCGGAGGAAGGCCGCACGAGAAGGCAACGCAAACAGGCUGGCAAUUCUUACACUGAGACGCAUCAGUGUGUGCGAUCGAUGUUUUGUUUUUUUCUUUAUUAAUUUCUGGAACUAUUGGAAUUUAGAAAAUUACAUUUCAUUUGUUUUUUUUUUUGUUUCGUUUUAUGCGUUCUAUUAGCCCUGUCGACUACCAGACAAAUGACUAAACAGAAAAAGCUCUGUUCUAAUUUAAUCAAUUGUAUUCUGAAAGCGUUGGUAUAAUUAUAUAAAAUUUUAAACAUAACUAGUUUUACUCAUUAGUCAAUGAAAUGAAUAAGUAUGGGAAAAUAUAUAUUUAAAAUAUUUUGUGAGGAAUGCAAGCUUUGUUUUAUUUCGGUGUUUUUCCAUCUGGAGUGUUAAGUGUGUUUUAUCUUUUUUGCACGAGGGCUACUUGCAUCAGUUAUUUCCGUAGCGUCUUAUUUUAUUUUCGCAGGUAGACUCAUUUCAGAGGUAUGUCUAUUGGAUAUCCGUAUCUAAAAUAGGGGGAAAACGCUGAGUGUUAAAGUUGUCUUGCGAGUCUUUGAGCUCCUGGGCGAAGUUUUUCAGUGGCUGUAUUGAGGAAUCUGAGGUCUGAGUUGUGCCUCAAUGUGGCUCAAAACGUGGCUCUGUAACUGUAGGUGAACCAGACCUUCUCGAAGAUGGAGUUCUGUGCCUGUGGAAUCCACUGAUAACAUGUGGAAAGUUUGGGGGGGAGAUGGGAAAUAAUUCUUGAGUAUUUCUUAUUUGAAAUAAAAAAUAAACGAAACAA
Brienomyrus brachyistius is the source of this 4683-nucleotide messenger RNA. It is a transcript of the gene zc3h7a, whose product is annotated as zinc finger CCCH-type containing 7A. The transcript is spliced from 25 exons. NCBI's taxonomy places the organism in Eukaryota, Metazoa, Chordata, Actinopteri, Osteoglossiformes, Mormyridae. Gene Ontology annotation, molecular function: miRNA binding; metal ion binding; protein binding. Gene Ontology annotation, biological process: miRNA processing. The record is from RefSeq and is a predicted model, not a curated record. Bases 280 to 3693 code for a protein of 1137 amino acids.